Molecule: messenger RNA, 7383 nt
Organism: Pongo pygmaeus (Bornean orangutan)
Lineage: Eukaryota; Metazoa; Chordata; Mammalia; Primates; Hominidae
Product: protocadherin gamma-A3
Exons: 5
Coding region: 278-5584 (1768 amino acids)
Biological process (GO): homophilic cell-cell adhesion
Cellular component (GO): plasma membrane
Molecular function (GO): calcium ion binding
Source: RefSeq, a predicted model, not a curated record
GAAAUUAUUUAGGCCUCUGAGCGUCGCUGUUGACCACCUAAGGAGUAAAAGGCAGCGAGACAUCCAAUCCAGCAAUACGGCUCCCACAGCACAAGGGGCUGGAGGUUUGGCCCUAAAGCUUCAGGACACCAAAGAAAUUCAGUCGAACAGCCCACCAGUUCUCUCCAUAAGGACCUGGGUCCCCUGAAUGCUGGUCAUCUCACACCUUGAGGAAUAAAGAUUGGAAUCCGCACUGGAUGCUGGAAGUUGACUCGGAGAAAACUGCGACAGGAGGGAAAUGGCGGCUCUGCAAAAGUUGCCACACUGCAGAAAGCUGGUCCUGCUGUGCUUCCUUUUGGCGACCCUGUGGGAGGCCAGGGCUGGACAGAUUCGCUAUUCUGUGCGGGAAGAGAUCGACAGAGGCUCCUUCGUAGGCAACAUCGCCAAGGACUUGGGUUUGGAGCCCCUGGCACUGGCAGAGCAGGGAGUCCGCAUCGUCUCCAGAGGUAGGACCCAGCUCUUUGCUCUGAACCCGCGAAGCGGCAGCUUGGUCACUGCGAACAGGAUAGAUCGGGAGGAGCUCUGCGCUCAGAGCGCACCCUGUCUGUUGAAUUUUAACAUUCUGCUGGAGGAUAAAUUGACUAUUUAUUCAGUAGAGGUGGAAAUAACAGAUAUUAACGAUAAUGCCCCUCGCUUUGGAGUAGAGGAACUGGAGCUAAAAAUCAGUGAAACCACUACGCCAGGAUUCCGUAUUCCUCUUAAGAAUGCGCAUGAUGCAGACGUAGGUGAGAACGCCCUUCAGAAGUACGCACUCAACACAAAUGACCACUUCUCCCUGGACGUGCGAAGCGGAGCUGAUGGGAACAAGUACCCAGAACUGGUGCUGGAGCGCGCUCUGGACCGCGAGGACGAGGCUGUUCACCACCUCGUUCUCGUGGCUUCUGAUGGGGGUGACCCAGUGCUAUCUGGCACCUCCCGCAUCUGCGUGAAGGUCCUGGAUGCGAACGACAACGCGCCUGUUUUUACACAGCCCGAGUAUCGCAUAAGCGUUCCGGAGAAUACGCCCGUGGGCACCCGGAUACUCACGGUGACCGCCACUGACGCAGAUGAGGGCUACAACGCUCAAGUGGCAUAUUUUCUAGAGAAAAGCCCUGGAGAAACCUCAGAGAUAUUUGAGCUUAAGUCAACAUCUGGAGAUCUGACAAUCAUAGAAGAUCUAGAUUAUGAGGAUGCUACAUUGCAUGAAAUUGAUAUUGAAGCUCAGGAUGGUCCGGGCCUUCUAACCAGAACGAAGGUUAUCGUCACGGUUCUGGACGUGAAUGACAAUGCCCCAGAAUUUUACAUGACAUCUGCUACUAGCUCAGUUUCUGAAGACUCUCCUCCAGGAACCAUAAUUGGGCUUUUUAAUGUACAUGAUAGAGACUCUGGGCAGAACGCAUUCACCACCUGUUCACUCCCCGAGAAUCUUCCUUUUAAGUUAGAAAAGUCAAUAGACAAUUACUACCGACUGGUUACAACCAGAGCCCUUGACAGGGAACAGUUUUCCUUUUACAACAUCACUCUAACAGCUAAAGAUGGAGGGAACCCCUCCCUGUCCACGGAUGCUCACAUUUUGCUCCAGGUGGCAGACAUCAACGACAACGCACCCGCCUUCUCCCGCACAUCCUACUCCACCUAUAUUCCCGAAAACAACCCCAGAGGAGCCUCUGUCUUCUCAGUGACGGCCCAUGACCCCGACAGCAACGACAAUGCUCAUGUAACUUACUCUUUCGCGGAGGACACUGUUCAGGGGGCACCUUUAUCCUCUUACAUCUCUAUCAACUCCGACACUGGAGUACUCUAUGCACUGCGCUCCUUUGAUUACGAGCAGUUGCGAGACUUGCAACUGUGGGUGAUAGCGCGGGACAGCGGGAACCCUCCACUCAGUAGCAAUGUAUCAUUAAGCCUGUUCGUGCUGGACCAGAACGACAAUCCGCCCGAGAUCCUGUACCCUGCCUUCCCCACAGACGGUUCCACUGGCGUGGAGCUGGCGCCCCGCUCCGCAGAGCCUGGCUACCUGGUGACCAAGGUGGUGGCGGUGGACAGAGACUCGGGCCAGAACGCCUGGCUGUCCUACCACCUGAUCAAGGCCAGCGAGCCGGGACUCUUCUCGGUGGGUCUGCACACGGGCGAGGUGCGCACGGCGCGAGCCCUGCUAGACAGAGACGCGCUCAAGCAGAGCCUCGUGGUGGCUGUCCAGGACCACGGCCAGCCCCCUCUCUCCGCCACUGUCACGCUCACCGUGGCCGUGGCCGACAGGAUCCCCGACAUCCUGGCCGACCUGGGCAGCCUCGAGCCCUCCGCCAAACCCAAUGAUUCGGACCUCACUCUGUACCUGGUGGUGGCGGUGGCCGCUGUCUCCUGCGUCUUCCUGGCUUUCGUCAUCGUGCUGCUGGCGCACAGGCUGCGGCGCUGGCACAAGUCACGCCUGCUACAGGCUUCGGGAGGCGGCUUGGCGAGUACGCCCGGUUCGCACUUUGUGGGCGUGGACGGGGUUCGGGCUUUCCUGCAGACCUAUUCCCACGAGGUCUCCCUCACUGCGGACUCGCGGAAGAGUCACCUGAUCUUCCCCCAGCCCAACUAUGCGGACACGCUCAUCAGCCAGGAGAGCUGUGAGAAAAAGGAUUUUUUAUCAGCACCUCAAUCUCUACUCGAAGAAGAAAGAGAAGAAACGUUUUCUCAGACUUCGUUUCUUGAGAAAAUAAGAUUGGAGUCCGUCUUGGGAAACUGGAACCGAAUUCAGAGAAAGCGAUUCACCGAAAAGGAAAUGACCAAUUGCCUGAGUUUCCGAAAUGGCAGAGGACUGGCCCUGCUGUGCGUGCUCCUGGGGACGCUGUGCGAAACAGGAUCCGGUCAGAUCCGCUACUGGGUGUCUGAGGAGCUAAAUAAAGGUUCCUUCGUGGGCAACAUCGCUAACGACCUGGGGCUAGAGCCCCGGGAGCUGGCGGAGCGCGGAGUCCGCAUCGUCUCCAGAGGUAGGACGCAGCUUUUCUCUCUGAAUCCGCGAAGUGGCAGCUUGGUCACCGCGGAGAGGAUAGACCGGGAGGAGCUCUGCGCUCAGAUCCCGCUGUGUCUGGUAAAAUUUAACAUCCUGGUUGAGGAUAAAUUGAAAAUUUUUGAAGUAGAAAUAGAAAUUAAAGAUAUUAAUGAUAAUGCUCCUAAUUUCCCAACAGAGGAAUUGGAAAUAAAAAUUGGUGAACUAACGGUUCCUGGAACUCGAUUUCCACUUAAAACUGCUUUUGACCCAGAUGUAGGCAUGAACUCCCUGCAGAACUACAAGCUUAGCCCCAAUGACUACUUCUCCCUGGCUGUGAAUAGCGUCUCUGAGGGGGCCAAGUAUCCAGAGCUGGUGCUGGAGCGGGCCUUGGACCGUGAGAAAAAAGAAAUUCACCAGCUUGUCCUGGUUGCCUCUGAUGGUGGCGACCCUGUCCACUCUGGCAACUUGCAUAUCCGAGUGAUAGUCCUGGAUGCAAAUGACAACCCACCAAUGUUUACUCAGCCCGAGUACCGUGUAAGUGUUUGGGAGAACGUGCCUGUGGGUACCCAGCUGCUCAUGGUGAAUGCCACUGACCCUGAUGAGGGAUUCAACGCUCAAGUGUCUUAUAUUCUAGAUAAAAUACCUGGGAAAAUCGCUGAGAUUUUCCAUCUUAACUCAGUGAGUGGAGAAUUAUCAAUAUUAAAAAGUCUAGAUUAUGAGGAUGCCAUGUUCUAUGAAAUUAAAAUUGAAGCACAGGAUGGACCAGGUCUUCUUUCAAGAGCCAAGAUUCUAGUCACGGUUCUGGAUGUGAAUGACAAUGCUCCAGAAAUUACAAUCACGUCUCUCACAGGCUCAGUCCCAGAAGAGGGCAACGUUGGAAGAGAAAUUGCUCUUGUCGACGUGCAUGACCGAGAUUCUGGGCAGAAUGGGCAGGUUGAAGUUUUUGUCCUGGGAAAUCUGCCAUUUAAGUUAGAAAAAUCAAUAGAUCAAUAUUACCGCUUAGUGACUGCCACAUCCCUGGACCGCGAACAAAUAUCAGAAUAUAACAUUAGUCUGAGAGCCUCAGAUGCGGGAAGCCCGCCACUGUCCACAGAAACUCACAUCACCUUGCAUGUGAUUGACAUCAAUGACAACCCACCCACCUUCCCUCAUUUAUCCUACUCCGCCUACAUUCCAGAAAACAACCCCAGAGGAGCCUCCAUCUUCUCAGUGACUGCCCAGGACCCAGAUAGCAACAACAACGCCCGCAUCACUUAUGCAUUGACCGAGGACACCCUCCAGGGGGCACCCCUGUCCUCCUACGUCUCCAUCAACUCCAACACUGGCAUCCUAUACGCCCUGCGAUCCUUCGACUACGAGCAAUUUAGAGACUUGAAGCUACUGGUGACAGCCAGCGACAGCGGGAACCCUCCACUCAGCAGCAACGUGUCGCUGAACCUGUUCGUGCUGGAUCAGAACGACAACGCGCCCGAGAUCCUGUACCCCGCCCUCCCCACAGACGGUUCCACUGGCGUGGAGCUGGCGCCCCGCUCCGCAGAGCCUGGCUACCUGGUGACCAAGGUGGUGGCGGUGGACAGAGACUCGGGCCAGAACGCCUGGCUGUCCUACCGCCUGCUCAAGGCCAGCGAGCCGGGACUCUUCUCGGUAGGUCUGCACACGGGCGAGGUGCGCACGGCGCGAGCCCUGCUGGACAGAGACGCGCUCAAGCAGAGUCUCGUGGUGGCCGUCCAGGACCACGGCCAGCCCCCUCUCUCCGCCACUGUCACGCUCACCGUGGCCGUGGCCGACAGGAUCCCCGACAUCCUGGCCGACCUGGGCAGCUUCGAGCCCUCCGCCAAACCCGAUUCGGACCUCACUCUGUACCUGGUGGUGGCGGUGGCCGCUGUCUCCUGCGUCUUCCUGGCUUUCGUCAUCGUGCUGCUGGCGCACAGGCUGCGGCGCUGGCACAAGUCACGCCUGCUACAGGUUUCGGGAGGCGGCUUGGCGAGUAUGCCCGGUUCGCACUUUGUGGGCGUGGACGGGGUUCGGGCUUUCCUGCAGACCUAUUCCCACGAGGUCUCCCUCACUGCGGACUCGCGGAAGAGCCACCUGAUUUUCCCCCAGCCCAACUAUGCGGACACGCUCAUCAGCCAGGAGAGCUGUGAGAAAAGCGAGCCUGUUCUGAUAACUCAGGAUUUACUUGAAAUGAAAGGAGAUUCCAACCUACUUCAGCAAGCCCCGCCCAACACGGACUGGCGUUUCUCUCAGGCCCAGAGACCCGGCACCAGCGGCUCCCAAAAUGGCGAUGACACCGGCACCUGGCCCAACAACCAGUUUGACACAGAGAUGCUGCAAGCCAUGAUCUUGGCCUCUGCCAGUGAAGCUGCUGAUGGGAGCUCCACCCUGGGAGGGGGUGCCGGCACCAUGGGAUUAAGCGCCCGCUACGGACCCCAGUUCACCCUGCAGCAUGUGCCCGACUACCGCCAGAAUGUCUACAUCCCAGGCAGCAAUGCCACACUGACCAACAACGCAGCUGGCAAGCGGGAUGGCAAGGCCCCAGCAGGUGGCAAUGGCAACAAGAAGAAGUCGGGCAAGAAGGAGAAGAAGUAACAUGGAGGCCAGGCCAACAGCCACAGGACAGCCUCCCCCCAACCAGCCCAGCAUCUCCUUACCUGUACCCAGGCCUCAGAGUUUCAGGGCUAACCCCCAGAAUACUGGUAGGGGCCAAGGCCAUGCUCCCCUUGGGAAACAGAAACAAGUGCCCAGUCAACACCCACCCCCUUCCCCCCGCCAGGGGGUUGAAUAUGCAAAGGGAGUUCUGCUGGGAACCCCCAUCCAAUCAAUUGCUGUACCCAUGGGGGUAGUGGGGUUAGUGUAGACACCAAGAACCAUUUGCCACACCCCACUUAGUUACAGCUGAACUCCUCCAUUUUCCAAAUCAAUCAGGCCCAUCCAUCCCUAUGCCUCCCUCCUCCCCACCCCACUCCAACAGUUCCUCUUUCCUGAGUAAGGUGGUUGGGGUGUUGAAGUACGAGGUAACCUACAAGGCUCCUAGUUCUGAGAAGCUGGAAGGGCAUCAUGACCUCUUGGCCUCUCCUUUGAUUCUCAGUCUUCCCCCAAAGCAUGGUUUGGUGCCAGCCCCUUCACCUCCUUCCAGAGCCUGAGAUCAAUGCUCAAGUUUUGGAGGACAUGAUCACCAUCCCCAUGGUACUGACGCUUGCUGGAUUUAGGGAGGGCAUUUUGCUACCAAGCCUCUUCCCAAUGCCCUGGGGACAAGUCUUGUUUUGUUUUUCAUUGUUUGAUGUUUCCACUGCAUGCUGUGACUUCCCCCACCUCCUCCUCAAACAAGAGACUCCACUGCAUGUUCCAAGACGUAUGGGAUGGUAAGAUAAAGAAGGGAAGUGUGUGGAUGUGGAUGGUGGGGGCAUGGACAAAGCUUGACACAUCAAGUUAUCAAGGCCUUGGAGGUGGCUCUGUAUGUCCUCAGGGGACUGACAACAUCCUCCAGAUUCCAGCCAUAAACCAAUAACUAGGCUGGACCCUUCCCACUACAUAAUAGGGCUCAGCCCAGGCAGCCAGCUUUGGGCUGAGCUAACAGGACCAAUGGAUUAAACUGGCAUUUCAGUCCAAGGAAGCUCGAAGCAGGUUUAGGACCAGGUCCCCUUGAGAGGUCAGAGGGGCCUCUGUGGGUGCUGGGUACUCCAGAGGUGCCACUGGUGGAAGUGUCAGUGGAGCCCCAGCAGGAAGGGCGGGCCAGCCAGGCCAUUCUUAGUCCCUGGGUUGGGGAGGCAGGGAGCUAGGGCAGGGACCAAAUCAACAAAGUCUCAGCCCAGGAUGGGGCUUCUUCAACAGGGCCCCUGCCCUCCUGAAGCCUCAGUCCUUCACCUUGCCAGGUGCCGUUUCUAUUCCGUGAAGGCCACUGCCCAGGUCCCCAGUGCGCCCCCUAGUGGCCAUAGCCUGGUUAAAGUUCCCCAGUGCCUCCUUGUGCAUAGACCUUCUUCUCCCACCCCCUUCUGCCCCUGGGUCCCCGGCCAUCCAGCGGGGCUGCCAGAGAACCCCAGACCUGCCCUUACAGUAGUGUAGCGCCCCUCCCUCUUUCGGCUGGUGUAGAAUAGCCAGUAGUGUAGUGCGGUGUGCUUUUACGUGAUGGCGGGUGGGCAGCGGGCGGCGGGCUCCGCGCAGCCGUCUGUCCUUAAUCUGCCCGCGGCGGCCCGUGUUGUGUUUUGUGCUGUGUCCACGCGCUAAGGCGACCCCCUCCCGCGUACUGACUUCUCCUAUAAGCGCUUCUCUUCGCAUAGUCACGUAGCUCCCACCCCACCCUCUUCCUGUGUCUCACGCAAGUUUUAUACUCUAAUAUUUAUAUGGCUUUUUUCUUCGACAAAAAAAUAAUAAAAAGGUUUCUUCUGAAA